UAUCAUCUUUGUAGUGUAAGCAGAGACCCUUACAGUGUUCAUAACAGCCUUUCUAAAUUAUUCCAUUUUUCCCACAUUAUGCAACCUUGUUUUGGGAUUGCCAGCUAUAAGACUUGUGUCCCCAUGGAAUAUCUGCGCUGAGGUCAGAGGAAGGCAAUCUUCUGGUACACUCAUUCACAGCCAACAGCUCCACUUGUCCCAUUGGUCCUCUGGUCUCCCGCAUAAUGUCCACCCCACCAAUCACAGAAUCUGUAGACAAAUGCACUGCAGGAGAGGACCAUGUUGAGCUACCACCUACUGAUCUGAGAUCAGCUGCUCUGCCUCCCUCCAUCACAGCUCAGACUGGAGGCUAUGCCGUGGUGCCUCAGAUUGAUGGAUGUCAAGUUACGGGUGAUUUAAAUGUCACUAUAAAUCUCAGCUCUGACAACAAAGUCUCACCUGCUCUGAUCAGGAGGGGGUCAGAGGUCACAGAUACAUCCAGGGAAACACCUGGAGUUUCUGAUGAUGUUCUGGCAGCUUUACCCAGCACAGUGAAAUCCCUUCUGGAGAGCAAAUAUAAGUGCAUAAAUGAGGGUUUAGCUGAACAAGGAAACCACAUCUUUCUGAAUAAGAUCUACACAGAGCUCUACAUCACAGAGGGUGGAAGUGGAGAUGUCAAUAAUGAACACGAAGUGAGACAGAUUGAGACAGCAUCCAAGAAACAAGCCAAACAAGAGACUGCGAUCAAAUGCAACAACAUCUUUAAACCCUUACCUGGACAAGAGAAACACAUCAGAACUGUGCUGACAAAGGGGAUUGCUGGCAUUGGAAAAACAGUCUCUGUGCAGAAGUUCAUUCUUGACUGGGCAGAAGGAAAAGCCAAUCAGGAUGUUGAUUUCAUAUUUCCUCUACCUUUCCGAGAGCUGAAUUUGAUGAAGGAUGAAAAAUGCAGUUUAAUGCAGCUGCUUCAGCCUUUCUUUCCAGGAAUCAAAGAACUUGGAUCCAUUAAGAUUGACUGUUACAAAGUUGUGUUCAUCUUUGAUGGUCUGGAUGAGUGUCGACUUCCCUUAGAUUUCGUGAAAAAUAAGAGCUGGUGUGAUGUCACAGAGUCAACAUCAGUGGACGUGCUGCUGACAAACCUCAUUAAGGGGAAUCUGCUUCCCUCUGCUCUCCUCUGGAUCACCUCCCGACCAGCAGCAGCUAAUAAGAUCCCCCCUGAGUGUGUCCACCAGGUGACAGAGGUACGAGGGUUUAAUGAUCCACAGAAGAAGGAGUACUUCAUGAAGAGAUUCAGUGAUCAGAACCUGGCCAGCAGAAUUAUCACACAUAUAAAGUCAUCAAGGAGCCUCUACAUCAUGUGUCACAUACCAGUCUUCUGUUGGAUUGCAGCCACUGUUCUUGAGCAAAUAAUGGGUGAGUCAGACAGUCAAGAAAUCCCUAAGACUCUGACUCACAUGUACACAAACUUUCUACUCCUUCAGGCAAGCUUGAGAAAUCAAAAGUAUCUUGGAACAACUGAAACAAAUUUGGUUCUAAACAGCAAGUCCAUUCUGAAACUGGGGAAGCUGGCCUUUCAGCAGCUGGAAAAGGGAAACCUCAUUUUCUACACGGAAGACCUGAGAGAGAGUGGCAUUGACAUCACAGAGGCUUCAGUUUACUCUGGGGUGUGCACCGAGCUCUUCAGAAAAGAACCUGGGAUUCGAAAACAGAAAGUGUACUCCUUUGUGCAUCUGAGUGUUCAGGAGUAUCUUGCUGCUCUGUAUGUAUUUCUAUCAUACAGAAACAGCAACAGAAAUCUACUUGACCACUCCUUUCGAAGUAGGAUUUUUAGAUUGAUUCCACAUUCAAACUUAGCUGUGUUGCUGAAGAGUGCAGUGGAUCAGGCCUUACAGAGUGAAAAUGGACACCUGGACCUUUUCCUCCGAUUCCUUCUUGGACUCUCACUGGACUCCAAUCAGACUCUCUUACGUGGCCUACUGACACAGACAGGAAGCAGCUCAGAGGCCAUUGAGAAAACAGUCCAGUACAUUAAAAAGAAGAUUAGGAAGAAUCUCUGUCCAGAGAGGUCCAUCAACCUGUUCCAAUGUCUAAAUGAAGUGAAUGACCAUUCUCUGGUGGAGGAAAUCCAAAGUUACCUGAGCUCAGGAAAUCUUUCAAGACAAGAUCUCUCACCUGCACAGUGGUCAGCCCUGGUCUUUGUGUUGCUGACAUCAGAAGAGGAGCUGGAUGUGUUUGACUUGAAGAAAUACAUCGGAUCAGAUGAAGGCCUUCUGAGGCUGCUGCCAGUGGUCAAGGCUACCAGAAAAGCUCUGCUGAACAGUUGUAACCUCAGUCAGGAAUGCUGUGAAGCUCUGGCCUCAGCUAUCAGCUCAGACUCCUCCAGUCUGAGAGAGCUGGACCUUAGUGACAAUGGCCUGCAGGAUUCAGGAGUGGAGCUGCUCUCUGCUGGACUGGGGAAUCCACACUGUAAACUGGAGACAUUGAAGCUGAACAGCUGUAACCUCAGUAAGGAAUGCUGUGAAGCUCUGGCCUCAGCUAUCAGCUCAAACUCCUCCAGUCUGAGAGAGCUGGACCUGAGUGACAAUGAGCUGCAGGAUUCAGGAGUGGAGCUGCUCUCUGCUGGACUGGGGAAUCCACACUGUAAACUGGAGACAUUGAGGCUGAACAGCUGUAACCUCAGUAAGGAAUGCUGUGAAGCUCUGGCCUCAGCUAUCAGCUCAAACUCCUCCAGUCUGAGAGAGCUGGACCUGAGUGACAAUGAGCUGCAGGAUUCAGGAGUGGAGCUGCUCUGUGCUGGACUGGGGAAUCCACACUGUAAACUGGAGACACUGAGGCUGUCAGGCUGUCAAGUCACAGAGAGAGGCUGUGUUUCUCUGGCUUCAGCUCUUAAUUCAAACUCCUCACACCUGAGAGAGCUGGAUCUGAGCUACAAUUACCCAGGAGACUCAGGAGUGAGAGCACUCUCUGCUGGACUGGAGGAUCCCAACUGUAAACUGCAGAAACUGAGUGUGGACCAUGGGGGUAAGUGCAGGAUCAAACCAGGGCCAAGGAAAUAUGCCUGCCAGCUCACACUGGAUCCCGACACAGCACACAGAAACCUGUCUCUGUCUGAGGGGGACAGGAAGGCGACAUGGGAGAGAGAGAAGCAGCCAUAUCCUGAUCAUCCAGAGAGAUUUGACUACUGGCCCCAAGUGCUGUGCAGAGAGGGUCUGUCUGGGCGCUGCUACUGGGAGGCUGAGUGGAGUGGGAGUUACACUGAAAUCGCAGUGACAUAUAAAGGAAUGAGCCGGCAAGGGCGCGGUGAUGACAGUCUCCUUGGGUACAAUAACCAGUCCUGGUGUUUGGCCUCCCGUACUGAUGGUGACCGUUACUCUGUCUGGCACAGUAAAGAGAAAACACCCAUACCUGCCCCCCCCUACCGCUCCCGUGGUGUAGGCGUGUACCUGGACUGGCCGGCCGGCACUCUGUCCUUCUACAGCGUCUCCUCUGAUACACUGACCCUCCUGUACACAUUCUACACCAGCUUCACUCGGCCCCUCUAUCCUGGGUUUUGGGUCGACUCCACAGUGUCCCUGUGCCAGGUCGAAUAACAUCCUGGAGGAGCACCUUUGACUUUCCAGCCUCUUCUGUUUCAAACAAUAAAGCACAAAAACAAUCAUCAUUCAUCAAUUUAAAAUGAAACAAAACAGAAAAAUGAA
Megalops cyprinoides (Indo-Pacific tarpon) is the source of this 3677-nucleotide messenger RNA. RefSeq names its product NACHT, LRR and PYD domains-containing protein 12-like. Gene Ontology annotation, molecular function: protein binding. The record is from RefSeq and is a predicted model, not a curated record. Bases 225 to 3569 code for a protein of 1114 amino acids. The transcript is spliced from 11 exons. NCBI's taxonomy places the organism in Eukaryota, Metazoa, Chordata, Actinopteri, Elopiformes, Megalopidae.